This is a messenger RNA of Chrysochloris asiatica (Cape golden mole), 1802 nucleotides long. It is a transcript of the gene ZCCHC4, whose product is annotated as zinc finger, CCHC domain containing 4. Gene Ontology annotation, biological process: rRNA methylation. Lineage: Eukaryota; Metazoa; Chordata; Mammalia; Afrosoricida; Chrysochloridae. Gene Ontology annotation, molecular function: rRNA (adenine-N6-)-methyltransferase activity; nucleic acid binding; zinc ion binding. The record is from RefSeq and is a predicted model, not a curated record. Gene Ontology annotation, cellular component: nucleolus; cytoplasm. The transcript has 13 exons. Bases 23 to 1564 code for a protein of 513 amino acids.
CUUUCGGGACGGCGGUGGGAAGAUGGCGGCCCCCAGGGACCAGCGGGAAACCGUGGAGGCCGAGGGGAGCGCGGGGUGCCGGAGGAGCUCGGGCGUGGAGGUGGUGCAACCAGCGGACCCCGCCGCCCCUGCUCCGCUGUGCCCUCACGGACCUACUCUUCUGUUUGUAAAGGUGAACCAAGGGAGAGAAGAAACCAGAAGGUUUUAUGCCUGCUCUGCCUCUAGAGAUAGGAAAGACUGUAAUUUUUUUCAGUGGGAAGAUGAAAAGUUGUCGGAAGCUAGACUUGCUGCCCGAGAAGCUCAUAACCGAAGAUGCCAGCCUCCCCUAACACGAAUGCAGUGUGUGGAAAGGUACUUGAAGUUUCUGGAGUUGCCCCUGUCUCAAAGAAAGUUCUGUGAGAGAUGUCAGCAGCUGCUGUUGCCAGACGACUGGGAGAAGCAUCAUGAGCAUCAGGUUGUGGGAGAUAUUUCUGUCACCCAGCUAAGAAGGCCCAGUCGCCUCCUUUACCCACUGGAAAACAAGAAGACAAACGCCCAGUAUUUGUUUGCGGAUCGGAGCUGUCAGUUCUUGGUAGACCUCCUUUCUACCCUUGGAUUCAGAAGAGUGCUGUGUGUUGGAACGCCCAGGUUACACGAGCUGAUCAGGUUGGAAGCAUCAGGUGACAAGAAGUCUAACAUUAAAAGCCUUCUAUUGGAUAUUGAUUUUCGGUACUCACAGUUUUAUUUGGAAGAUAGCUUUUGCCAUUAUAACAUGUUUAACCAUCAUUUCUUUGAUGGAAAGGCUGCCCUUGAAGAGUGCCGAGCGUUUUUACAGGAAGAUGAAGGCGAAGGAGUCAUUAUAGUGACAGAUCCCCCUUUUGGUGGCCUAGUUGAACCUCUGGCUGUUACAUUCAAGAAGUUAAUUGCUCUGUGGAAAGAAGGUCAAAGGCAAGAUGAUAAUCACAAAGAACUACCCAUUUUCUGGAUUUUCCCCUAUUUUUUUGAAUCUCGAAUUCGUCAGUUUUUUCCAAGCUUCAGCAUGCUGGAUUACCAGGUAGAUUAUGAUAAUCAUACACUUUAUAAACAUGGAAAGACGGGUCGGAAACAAUCUCCAGUGCGAAUUUUCACUAACAUUCCACCUAAUAAAAUAGUCCUUCCUACUGAAGAAGGGUACAGGUUUUGCCCUCUGUGCCAACGGUACGUGUCUAUGGAGAAUCAGCACUGUGAGCACUGUGACUCGUGCACCUCCAAGGAUGGCAGGAAAUGGAACCAUUGCUUUCUCUGCAAAAAGUGUGUAAAGCCCUCCUGGAUCCACUGUACCAUCUGCAAUCACUGUGCUGUUCCAGACCAUUGCUGCGAGGGCCCUAAAGACGGCUGCUUUGUUUGUGGUGAAUUAGGUCACAAACGCACUGCAUGUCCCAACAUCUCCUCAUCGAAGAGUGCUCACAAAGCUGUCAGGAAGCAGAAGCAAAGAAAAAGUAAUACAGUGAAAUUGGAGACCACUAAAGGACAUCCCAUGAAUCAUCCAUCUGCUAUAAGGAAAAAGAAGAGGAGGGAACGGGCCCAUCAAUAUCUUUGCUCUUAAAUGUCCAGCAACUAGAGAAUAUGAGAGAUUUAUAGGCCAACCUUUGAUGCCAUUUUCUGAAAGUCCCACACACACUGGACUUAAAUGCAGUCACUUGCAAAGGUGGGCACCUGGCUGAGCCAGACACAGGCAGGCUGCGUUCUAAGGUUUGUCAGCCCCUGUCAGCCUCUCUGGAAACCUGGGGAGUCAUUCUGUCUGUAGCUCGUUGACCAGCUCUCUCUGCAUGCCUUCUUUUGCU